AUGGUUGAUCUUACUCCACCACCUCCUGCUCCAGUUUCAAAUGAAAGCUACAAUUCUAAACCUCCCAUCUUUAAUGGUAAUGAUCAAGUAAAGGAAACCAAGGCGCUGGCCUUGAUUCAGAAGUAUGAAGCUUUCAAAAUGGAAGAUGAAGAAACUAUUGAGACGAUGUUCUCAAGAUUUCAAACCUUAGUUGCAAGACAAAGAGUUCUGAAUAAAGGAUACUCCACCUCAGAUCACAUAAAGAAAAUUAUCAGAAGCUUUACAUCUAAAUGGAGGCCUGUGGUAACUGCACUUAAGCUUACAAAAGAUCUGAAUAACACUUCUCUAGAGGAAAUGGUGAGUUCUCUAAGAAGUCAUGAGAUUGAGCUAGAACAAGAUCAACCUCAGAAGAAGGUAAAAUCUAUUGCACUCAAAUUUGUCACAAGUUCUGAGAAGUCCAUGGCUCUUCAAGCCAAAGAGAUCGAGGAUUCUGACGAAGAUUCUAAUGGUAUCGAAGAUGAUUUGUUUCUGCUAUCUAGAAGGGUUAACCUUCUCUGGAAGAGAAAUCAAGGAAACAAGUUCAGAGGUUUUAGAAUGACUGAUGGUCGCUUAGAGUCUACUUCUGACCAAAGAAAGUCUAGUGGCAAAGAAGUCAUUUGUUAUGAAUGCAACAAGGCGGGACACCUCAAGUACGGAUAUCCUGAACUACAGAAGGACAAUUCCAAGAAGAAAGCUUUACAAAGCAAGAAGAAAAGGUUGAUGGCAACUUGGGAAGACUCUGACUCCUUAGAAGAUGAGUCUCAAGAAGAUCAGGCCAACAUAGCUCUAAUAGCUUGCGUAGGAACUUCAGAAGCAGAGAUCCCUUCAAAAGGCAAAGCUGGCUCAGAAUCAGGUGAAGAAGAGGUAACCCUCAAAGAGGUAUUUUCUGAUCUUUCUCAUUUAAAAUUGUGUACAUCCUUAACCGAAAUUCUGAAAAGACAUGAGUUACUCAAGAUUGAUUUCAAAGAACUUAAAAAAUCCCAUGAAUUCAUAUCUUUUGAAAAAAGCAAGGUUAAGGAAUAUCUCUUUAUUUUAAAUGAAGAUAUUUUCUUUCUUAAAGAUGAGAACUUUUCACUCAAAGGCACGAGAGAUCCUCCAGAAGCUUCCGAGAGUACUGAUUAUGUCAUUAAAAAAUAUGACAAAGCUUUUCAAAAGUUCCUAUUCAGAAGCAUAGGGAGAAGCACGUUGGCUUCUUUGAUAUAUGGCGUAAGCAAAAAUGGGGCAGAUGUCUCACAAACUAAACAACAGAACCUUUGUAAGAGAAACAUUAAAUCAAGCAUGUCAUCAUCUUCAUCAAUGACAUUGAAAGAUUCUUACAUUGUUACACCAAAGGAACCAACAUGGUGUGGUUGUUUACCAUUAUCCGAAUGGAGUCAAGUAGGAAUGAUAACUCACGUUCCACUUAUUUACUUUUACCGCCCCCCGCCAAAUUGGCUUAUCCCCCCUACUAAAAUUGCCACCACCUUGAGACACUCAUUAAGCAAAAUUCUAGUUCAAUUUUAUCCACUUGCUGGUCGUUUACAAAGGAAAAGUAAUGGUCGUUUUGAUCUAGAAUGCAAUGCAAUGGGUGUUCAAUUCAUGGAAGCUGAAACAUCGUUAGCAUUAUCUGAUCUCGGUGAUUUUUCACCUUCUUCGAAUGAUUAUUGCCAUUACCUUUUCCCGCGCGUUGACUAUACGCUCCCAAUGCAAGAGCUUCCUUUGCUUAUUGUUCAACUCACAAAAUUCACAUGUGGUGGCAUUAGCAUUAGUUUCUUAAUCUCUCACAUAGUUAGUGAUGGACAGAGUGUGACGCAUUUCAUUUUUGAAUGGGCUCAACUUGCACGUGGAGAAUCUUUGAAAAGGGCGCCAUUUCUCGAUAGAAAUGUGUUGCAUGGUGGAGAACCAUGCAAUAAUGCCAGCGGAUGGGAGUAUAAUCAACUACCGCUUUUGUUGGAAAAUUUGGAUAGUAAUGUUGAUGAAAGGAAGGAGAAAACAAAAAAUGCUAUACUCAAAGUGAGUGAAAAACAAGUUGAAAAGUUGAGAAAAAUAGCGAAUGAGAGUUGGAAUAAAUCUAGUAAUGAUCGAGAUUAUUCAAGGUAUGAAACGAUAACCGCUCAUAUUUGGAGAAGUGCAUGUAAAGCUAGAGGCCAUAAAAAUGACCAACCAACUGCGAUUGGUGUUUGUGUUGAUUGGAGGAGUCGCGUUAAACCUAAUUUACCAAAAGAGUAUUUUGGAAAUGCAAUAUUAGAUGUGUUGGCUACUAGUAUGGCUGGUGAUUUGAUGUCUAAGCCAUUAGGAUAUGCUUCAAGUAGGAUAAGAGAAGCAAUAGAGCAAGUAAAUGAUGAGUAUGUGAGGUUGGGGGUUGAGUAUUUUAAAAAGCAACAUGAUUUGACUAAGUUUCAAGAUAUUCAUGAUAUAGGGAGUGGUGAAGAGGUGUCUUUUUAUCGAAAUCCUAAUUUAGGGGUGGUUAGUUGGUUGGAAUUACCAAUUUAUGGAAUGGAUUUUGGAUGGGGAAAAGAGAUUUAUAUGGGGCCAGGAUUUCAUGAAGAACUUGAGGGAGACUCGUUGAUUCUUCCUAGUCCUCAUGAUGAUGGGUCUUUGUUGAUUUAUAUGUGUCUGCAAGAGGACCAUAUGGAUAAAUUUAAGAGACAUUUUUAUCAAGGUGCUGAGUUUGAAUUCCUUCAAGGACGAUUGUAAAAGAAUUAUUUAUGGCAGUUAAAUUUUCUCUUUCAACGA
Messenger RNA from Vicia villosa (hairy vetch), 2733 nucleotides. RefSeq lists its product as uncharacterized. NCBI's taxonomy places the organism in Eukaryota, Viridiplantae, Streptophyta, Magnoliopsida, Fabales, Fabaceae. The transcript is spliced from 3 exons. Gene Ontology annotation, molecular function: acyltransferase activity, transferring groups other than amino-acyl groups. The record is from RefSeq and is a predicted model, not a curated record. The coding region runs from base 1 to 2694 and encodes 897 amino acids.